Strongyloides ratti is the source of this 255-nucleotide messenger RNA. RefSeq names its product EF-hand domain and EF-hand domain pair-containing protein. The transcript is spliced from 4 exons. Gene Ontology annotation, molecular function: calcium ion binding. NCBI's taxonomy places the organism in Eukaryota, Metazoa, Nematoda, Chromadorea, Rhabditida, Strongyloididae. The record is from RefSeq and is a predicted model, not a curated record. The coding region runs from base 1 to 255 and encodes 84 amino acids.
AUGGCUUCUUGGGAUCAAUGUCUUCGUGAAAUGUUUCGCCAACAUGAUAAGGAUAUGAGUGGUUAUAUUGGUAAAGAAGAUAUCCUUGUUAUGCUUCUAAAUGCAGAUAAAGUAAAAGAAAAUGACCCAAUUUUUAAAACAAAUUUACGAUUCCUCAUUAACAUAAUUAAGGAAGCUGACAAAGAUGGUGAUCAAAAAAUUUCAUUUGAAGAAUUCAAAGAGUACAUUAACAAGGCCAACGAACAAUCAACAUAA